AUUUCUUACCUCGAUUAACUGCUUCUCGGUCACCUACUUUAACCGCCUCAUCUAGAAUCAAUCGAACUCGCCAAAAUCAUCAUGUUCAUCAACAUCCCGUUUAUCAGCUUAGUUGCCCUCGUCAGCUGUGCUUCCAUUCUCGGUGCUCCGGGUCAGGAUUCUAGUCGUUACACUCUUUCAAGACGACAAGCCACCCCAACGAACCCGAAUGGAAUGAAAAACGCGACCUCAGCAACUCCGACCAAGAUGAUGAUCCAAAUGACGACCACUGGCUCGCCGGCUCAGAUGACUCAACAACAGAAGGAAGCGCAGGAGGAAGCCGAAGAGAAGAUGCCCGGGUUGAACACGAUCUCCAACGCGAUGAACGAGCUAUACUUCCACGAGAAGUUUGGAAGCCAACGGAACGAGCCGAUGGUCUUAUUGAAGAUGGUCGGCCAAGCCGCCGGUGCUACCGGAAAGACGGGCGAUCCUGAGGCGGUCUCGAAAGCGAUCCUUGACACCUAUGCUCCCUACAAUCAAGGAAAGCCUUCUUCAAUCACUGGCUCGCCUAUUACCCCCUUGAACAAGAACAUGGCACCGAUGGAAGAAACUCCUUCCCUCAAGACCGUCGCCCAUUCUCUUCACGAAACUUGGGAGAAACUGAUGACUAUGACCCCCAAGCCCGACAAUGCCCUCCUCGUCCCCGUCUUCUGUCAGGCCAUCGCCGCUAGCUCGACAACUGGUGAUGCCGCUCAAGUCACUAAAGCCAUCGAUGCUGCUUAUGCUAAGAUUGCCGGAACUCAAUAAUCUCUUCCCCAACCAGCUCCUGUGCUUUGUUAAUCUUUUUUGUCUCUCACUAAUUCAUGGACCUUAUUUUAUUUUUCAUUUCUUUUGUCUUUCUCAGAAUGAGCUUGAUAAGCUCUUCACCUUUGUAGCCUUUUCACCCAUGUCAACUUGAUCACACCCAAUAACAAUGAUGAGAUGAUGCCUUUUGACAUGAACACAUCAAUUCCAAUGUCGACCAUAAUUGUUUUAAAUAAGACCUUCUUUG
Molecule: messenger RNA, 1030 nt
Organism: Puccinia graminis f. sp. tritici CRL 75-36-700-3
Lineage: Eukaryota; Fungi; Basidiomycota; Pucciniomycetes; Pucciniales; Pucciniaceae
Exons: 2
Coding region: 82-786 (234 amino acids)
Source: RefSeq, a predicted model, not a curated record